AAGGCAAGUUUGAGGAGAUUGCAGUCAUCUCCUUUAUCUUUUCGAUCUCUGCUUCCAUUUCUUAUGAUUUAUGUUCCGAAUUCAUCAGAUCAGAUCAGAUCGAUAGGUGUAACUUGGUUCAACAGCAAUGUCAAGAGCUAAUGAUUCUUGUCCUUUGGUAAAAAACAUCCUUCUUCUAGACUCUGAAGGAAAACGUGUGGCUGUCAAGUAUUACUCGGAUGAUUGGACAACUAAUGCUGCCAAGUUAGCUUUUGAAAAGUAUGUCUUCACGAAGACCUCUAAAACCAAUGCUCGCACAGAAGCGGAGAUCACACUGUUGGAGAAUAACAUUGUUGUCUAUAAGUUUGCCCAGGACCUUCACUUCUUUGUUACAGGAGGUGAAGAUGAAAACGAGCUCAUCUUAUCAUCUGUUCUACAAGGCUUUUUUGAUGCCGUUGCAUUACUUCUCAGGAACAAUGUUGAAAAGAUGGAAGCCCUUGAAAACUUGGAUCUCAUCUUUUUGUGCCUUGAUGAGAUGGUUGAUCAGGGGAUGGUAUUGGAAACAGAUGCCAAUGUCAUUGCGGGAAAAGUAGCAAUGCAGAGCACAGAAGCAAGUGGUUCACUCUCUGAACAGACAUUAACCCAAGCAUUUGCAACGGCGAGAGAGCACCUGGCAAGAAGUCUUUUAACAUGAUUAUCAUCGUUGUAGCAAAAUGAUCUUUAAUCAUGGGCUUUUAAUAGCCAUACCUGAAAUUGUUGCUGUUCACUAGAGAUGAGUGCAUGUUUACUCAAGUAUCUUAUGACUGAUUUUCUUACAAAUCGUUUACUUGUAUUGUUUCCUUUUGGAAUUUAGAUCAAUUAUUCUUUUUUGUUGGUUA
This is a messenger RNA of Raphanus sativus (radish), 857 nucleotides long. RefSeq names its product coatomer subunit zeta-3. The record is from RefSeq and is a predicted model, not a curated record. The transcript is spliced from 7 exons. Lineage: Eukaryota; Viridiplantae; Streptophyta; Magnoliopsida; Brassicales; Brassicaceae. Bases 128 to 673 code for a protein of 181 amino acids. Gene Ontology annotation, biological process: retrograde vesicle-mediated transport, Golgi to endoplasmic reticulum; intra-Golgi vesicle-mediated transport; intracellular protein transport. Gene Ontology annotation, cellular component: COPI vesicle coat.